This is a messenger RNA of Marasmius oreades (fairy-ring Marasmius), 402 nucleotides long. RefSeq lists its product as uncharacterized. The transcript has a single exon. The record is from RefSeq and is a predicted model, not a curated record. NCBI's taxonomy places the organism in Eukaryota, Fungi, Basidiomycota, Agaricomycetes, Agaricales, Marasmiaceae. Bases 1 to 402 code for a protein of 133 amino acids.
AUGUCGAUCUACAACCUCUCAUCGUCUUCUACAUCAUCCCUCGACAGCUGUACGUCUCUACCGUCGUCUACCCCUGAAUCUGUCCUCGCUUUGUACCCAACAAGCGACUUCAUGUCACCUCCUUCUGGAGCUGCCUUACCAGUGCCUGGUCCUCGACGACCUCGCUCAGCCUCUUUUGGUGAACGACGAGGACACCAGUUAUCCAUCCAAAUUAACACGGCCAAACCCAUCGGAGAAGUCGCGGUGGCAAAGGGGCACUUGGAACCACGGGCAGGUGCGUUGCCUCGCAGACCACGAAGGAAACAGCCCGAAGUUGCUGCUGCUCCUGAACCCGUCAGAAUCGAAGAGUCUCAAACAUUCAAUCUGUUCGUUGGCGGCCACGGUGGCAGCAAAGAGGAAUAA